AUGCUGCGUGCGGCACCCGCAGAGUUCAACGCUCGGCCGAUCCGGCGAUCGCUUAUCGCCUUCUACUUCAUGCUGGUCUGGCUCUCUGCACUCUACUGGCUGAGAUGUCGCGGGAUUCAGCGAGAAGCUGCUGCCGAUACUUUGGGCGAUGAGGGCCACCGGCACCUUCCUGAUUGUGGUGUCGUUCACCUUUGCCGCCACUGUGCAAGCUACUUUGUCUUGAGUAUUCUGAACAUGCCGCCGGGCAUCUACCGGGCAUUCGAGAAGACUUUCCGCUUGGGUUUCCUCGGCGACUUAGAUCUCUACGAGCUGGACCAUCCCUUCGUCCACCUCUUCUUCUACUUCGUGGCAUUUGGCAUGACCAUCGUGCAGAUGAACCUCUUCACCGGUAUCUUGAGCGCCAACUAUACACCAAGUACUCUAAGCAAGCCUCGGCGUUGGCGGCGCGCGAACGGAUGCCGCUUCUGGAAUACCAAGCGUGUGAACCCUGUGAACCCUGGUGAUGGGAAGAAAGAUGAGGAAUGGCUCUUUGCCGUGUUUCACGAUCGCUCUGCUGACGAGGCCAUGGCAGAGGACAAGCUCAAGCUGAAAUCCUCGCAGGGUGAGAUCUUCGAAGUUGAUCCAGAGGUUGCGACGAUGUCGACGCUGAUCAAGAACAUGGUCGAGGACAGUGGGACAGAUGAGGAAAUUCCACUGCCGAAUGUGAAGACAGCUAUCCUGAGCAAGGUGAUUGACUAUUGCAAGUACCACAAGGACAACCCUCCCGAGGAGAUUCAAAAGCCGCUGAAGAGCACCAAUCUGGUGGAGUGCGGUGUAUCGGAGUGGGACAGCGAGUACGUGAACAUUGAGCAGGAGGUCCUGUUUGAGUUGAUCCUGGCGGCCAACUAUCUGGACAUCAAGAGCUUGCUGGACCUCACCUGCGCGAAAGUCGCCUCCAUGAUCAAGGGCAAGAACACCGAAGAGAUUCGCAAGCAGUUCAACAUCGUGAACGACUUCACCCCCGAGGAGGAAGCCCAGGUGAGGGAAGAGAACCGCUGGUGUGAGGAUGCGUUAGCAGCCCUGCCAAACUCGCUUCCGCACAAGGCAGGCGUUGCGGGAGCUGUGCUUGCGAUGAAGCUGCAGAAGCUGUUGCUGCGCUGGGCCCCGCCUGGACUUGGUUUGCAGAUCCUUCAAGAUGAUGGCACAGAAUCCGUCAUGCACAAGGAGCUGCCAGGAAAGGAGGAAGUUACGUGUGCUGAACAAGUGCAAGCAAUGGCCAAGAACCUUUGUGUGGAGCACCCUGAACUUCUUGCCAAGAAGCGGAAGGUUCUCACUGCGCAGCUUGCCAGACUCUACGAAGUGGAUUUGGCUCCUUCAUCAUCCUCAUCCACCACACCGUCCUCCUCAAAAUCAUCGUCCUCGUCCUCUGUUGCCCAGGCCGCACACGCGCAACUGCCUGGGAUUCAGUCGUCGCACCUUGACUCCUUUGUCUUCAGACCAUCUUGUGGGGGAAUGAUGAUGCCGCUGCCGGCCCAAGCUGCAAUGGACAAGCUGAAGCUCAAGUCCUCACAGGGGGAAAUCUUCGAAGUCGACCCUGAGGUAGCGACCAUGUCAACUUUGAUCAAGAACAUGGUCGAGGACAGUGGCACGGACGAGGAGAUCCCUCUGCCAAAUGUGAAGACUGCAAUUCUCAGCAAGGUGCCACGUCUCGUUUGUAGCGGAACAGGGAUGACUGCUAGCGUCGACUGCCAGGUAAUUGACUAUUGCAAGUAUCACAAGGACAACCCUCCCGAGGAGAUUCAAAAGCCGCUGAAGAGCACCAAUCUGGUGGAGUGCGGUGUAUCGGAGUGGGACAGCGAGUACGUGAACAUUGAGCAGGAGGUCCUCUUUGAGUUGAUCCUGGCGGCUAACUAUCUGGACAUAAAGAGCUUGCUGGACCUCACCUGCGCGAAAGUCGCCUCCAUGAUCAAGGGCAAGAACACCGAAGAAAUUCGCAAGCAGUUCAACAUCGUCAACGAUUUCACCCCUGAGGAGGAAGCGCAGGUCCGUGAGGAGAACCGAUGGCAGCUCACUUUCGAGUCUUGCGCCAUGGCGGAUGGUGACAAGCUGAAGCUGAAGUCCUCCCAGGGUGAGAUUUUUGAGGUCGAUCCUGAGGUUGCUACCAUGUCGACCCUGAUCAAGAACAUGGUCGAGGACAGUGGGACGGAUGAGGAAAUCCCGUUGCCGAACGUAAAGACUGCAAUACUCAGCAAGGUAAUUGACUAUUGCAAGUACCACAAGGACAACCCUCCCGAGGAGAUUCAAAAGCCGCUGAAGAGCACCAAUCUGGUGGAGUGCGGUGUAUCGGAGUGGGACAGCGAGUACGUGAACAUUGAGCAGGAGGUCCUGUUUGAGUUGAUCCUGGCGGCCAACUAUCUGGACAUAAAGAGCUUGCUGGACCUCACCUGCGCGAAAGUCGCCUCCAUGAUCAAGGGCAAGAACACCGAAGAGAUUCGCAAGCAGUUCAACAUCGUCAACGAUUUUACCCCCGAAGAGGAGGCUCAGGCCGUGCAGUUUUAUCCACAAAGAUGUGACAAGCUGGGCAUUUGCCUCCUGCAACGAGGUGCAUGUCAGGGCGGCCCUGGCAUGGGGGCUCCUCCUGCGCAGCUGGUGCUGCUCCGAGAGGUCGUGGGAGCAGGCCUGCCUGACGAUGCACUGGCAUCGGCAUGGCAGCGGUCAGGUGGUGAUCUAGCUGCAGCAGUGAAUCUUCUCCUCGAUGCACCCGCAACGGCGCCGGCGCGGCCCUGCAAGACCAUAGAGAUUGAGCUAGAUGACUCGGAUGGCGACGACCUGCUGGCAAAGCCAGUCGACUUUGAGCUGCAAGCUUUCCUGCACAAGAAGUUGCGCAAGUGCCAAGUGCUAGCAGCGGCAGCCGGGGCCGGGGCUUCGGCAAAGCCUGCCCGCAGCCGCACUUGCAACAUCGAGUGGUCCAUGGCUUUGGGCAGUGUCCAAUUCAAAGCGUGGAGCACGGUCCGGCUUGGGGCAGAGCAGCGCUUCCCAACAGGGGACGCCGACGGCAGCUACGGACCGCUCCUGUGCCCGGGGCGGCGACUGGAGCUGAGGUGGGCCGUUGAGGCCAAGAAGUCACGGGCCCGACCUGGCACAGCUUCGUCGCAGGUGGGUGCAGAGACAGGAACCAUCCGCUUCGAUGCUUGUGGUCAAGAGGUGGGGCGUUUCUCAGCGGACGCGAACAAGACUUUGGUUCCACUCCUCGCCCGGCGGCUCAUCGACGUGGAGGCGGUGGUUGGCAGGGAUCCACCCCGAGCUCUGGACUUGGGCACCGACCUACCGGUCGUGGUGCGCGUGUCCUUGCGGUCUGUUGCCUUGCGAACCCCGGGGCAGAGCACCAGCACUGCCAGCACUGUCACUGCCCAGACUGGCCAGCCCGUGGAAGCAGAGAAUGCUAAAAGCAAGUCCAAAGGACAGAAUCAGAAAGCAGCCGCCGACUCGGUUCUUGACCAGUGCCAUCGAAAUUUCCUGCACACCUGCGAAACCUGCGACAUCAGGUUGAAAUUGCCUUGCCGUCGGCGUGCUGCCUUCGAGGGCGACGUGAUGGUCAAUGCGGCGGAUGAGCCGCCGCCCAAAGCCGAAGGCCAAGAAGACUGUGCCUUUGAGAACACGUCCCACUUUCAUUUUAAGGGAGGCAUGGAGGAGGAGCCGGAGGAGGAAGAGGAGAUGUCCAGAGUUGCUGCAGCUCAGCUAGGUAGAAGUGACCAGCUUGAGCGACAUGAUCUGCCCGGGAUCGUCUUGCCAAGUGGCAUUUUUGAGACGAGGCUGAGACCAUACCAGGCUCAGGCGGUGUUCUGGAUGUGGCAAAGGGAGAACCCCACAUCGUCCCUGCUGUCGUGCUACAAGAAUCCUGAUCCGCACAGAGACGAAGAGGUUGAAGCCUGUGCAAGUCCAAAAACGUCGCAAGCCGCACAGGAGCCGCCUCAUGAAAGGCAGCUGCAUCCCAUGUGGGAUGAGUAUGAGCUGCCGGAGGAGACAGGUCCAUUGCCCGGAGGCAAGGAGUCAACACGCUACCUGUACUACCAUCGCACCACCGGCGCCUUGUCGCUCGACUUUCCAGACGCGGCUCUGGCGCAUUGCCGUGGGGGCAUACUGGCCGAUGACAUGGGUUUGGGCAAGACCGUUAUGUGCCUGGCACUGACCGCGCUGGAUUGCGGCCCCUGCAGCGUGCCAACAGCUCGGAAGGCUGCGCCGGAGCUUCGAAUGCUGGAGGAAGCCGAUUCGUCUAACCAGAAGAACGCAUUCUUUCAGCAAGACGCGGGCGGGGUUGGUGGUGUUCUGGUUGUAGCGCCGCUCUCGCUGAUUCGGCAGUGGUUCUCGGAGGCUCAGAAGCACUUCUUCGAUUCAGCCGUCCCAUCGAUCCAUGAGUUCCACGGUUCAGGCAAGAACAUCUCCUUGGAGCAGCUGCGAAACACCGGAAUCGUUUUGACCACCUACAAUACGUUGGCCUCCCAACCACAAGAUUCAUUGCUUUUCCAGGUGUACUGGAGGAGAAUCAUCCUCGAUGAGGCCCAUAGCAUCAAGAACCGUUGCAGCAGGCAAGCACAGGCGGCUUUCCAGUUGCGAGGCUUCUGCAGAUGGUGUGUCACAGGCACGCCUCUUCAGAACAGUGUAGAGGAGCUCUACUCCACGGUACGAUUCUUGCGUGUGGAGCCUUGGUGCGCAUGGCCGUGCUGGCGCAAAGCUGUUGCGAUACCUCUGGAGCGUGGGCGCCACGGUGAUCCCGAUGCCAUGACACAGGCACUGGACACUGCUCGGCGCAUUGUCCGGGGCCGAGGGGCGGGCUCUAUUCUGAAGAAUACCGGGCCGGAGCCGACGGAGCCACUUAGCCCAUGA
This is a messenger RNA of Symbiodinium necroappetens, 4863 nucleotides long. The record is from the annotation of a GenBank genome assembly. Lineage: Eukaryota; Dinophyceae; Suessiales; Symbiodiniaceae.